This is a messenger RNA of Microtus oregoni (creeping vole), 646 nucleotides long. It is a transcript of the gene Tektip1, whose product is annotated as chromosome unknown C19orf71 homolog. NCBI's taxonomy places the organism in Eukaryota, Metazoa, Chordata, Mammalia, Rodentia, Cricetidae. The transcript is spliced from 4 exons. Bases 1 to 618 code for a protein of 205 amino acids. The record is from RefSeq and is a predicted model, not a curated record.
AUGGAAAACCUGAGGCGGGAGGCUGCCCAGCCCUUUGUCCCCUCGGGCACCCUGGAACUCAACUUCCCUGCCCUUUUAUACAGCAAUGACUACCUGUCCCUGGAGGGCCCCCGUUGGGCACCGGCUGUCAAGCAAGCCGUGCGCUGGAAGUUCACGCCCAUGGGACAGGACGCAGCCGGUCAGGUGUGGUUCACCGGCCUGACCAACUCGGACCCACGCGAGGCCUGGUACAUGCUGCCUGCUGCGCUUGACAGACCGUACCGCGAGGCCCAUGCGCACUGGCACGGCUGCUUUGAGAGUCGCCAGCGUGGCCUGCCGCCCGCCUACACGCAGCGCCUGCGGGAGACGGCCUUCUGGGACCCUGUGCUGCCUGCGCAGUAUCUCAGCCCAGGCACGCGCUGGGGGUGCAUGCCGUGGAGGGACAGGCACAUCCGCGGCAAGGAGUUUGUGGUCAACAGGAACCAAUUCGGGGUGGAGCCCUCGCGGUCCGACUAUGUGCCCCACCUGUCGCCGCCACAGCGGCCGCGCUACACCUCGCAGGACUUCAGGCAACGGGACAGAGAGCGCCCCUGCCCGGCCACCGGCCAGCCGCCCCCGGCCUUCACGCCAGCGCUCUGAUAAAGCCCUGCUGCCGACCAGUGCCUCG